AAGUCUGAAGAAACGUUUGAUUUUUUAUGCAUAAACUGUUUGUAUGAAAUAUAAAGCAGACAAAACUGUAGGAACUGUUAAGAUUAUUAUUGUUUGACCUGUGCAAAGGUUAAUUCCGUCACUAAGAGGAAACAGGAUUCUAAGUAAUGGACAACUACCUACAGAAAGGUGUGACAGACAUAGCCCCAUUUGAAAGACACUUACUGUUAAAAACAUGAUGAUGUUGGCUGUGACACAUGCAUGGCGGUAGAUCAUAGAUUUUCCAAAUAUGUUUUUCUCCAAAAAGAGGAACGCCGACACGACACAAUAAGCAAAGUACUAAAAAGAAAAGAAAAACGAGAUGUUGAAAUCAGACAGAAGAUCUUGCAAAAUUCAAAUCAGAAAAAAAAGACUAUUGAAAUCAAGACAUUGAAAAAUUCAAUUGAGAAAAAAACCCAAAGACUACUGAAAUCAGGACAUUGGAAAAUCUAAUAAUGAAUAAGAAAUCAAUGACAGUCUUGAGAAAAGGGAGAAAAAAUGCAGAUGUUAUAGAACAUAUGUACGAAACUCGUAUAAAUGAGAUAGAGCAAGGAUUGGAGCUGUAAGAGACAAAUAAAACCAGCGCUUCUUCAACUCUUAACAAACUAGAGCCUACUGACAACAGCACCAACACACAAGUUGAUGUCAAGAAAGCCAACCUUGCAGACGAGUUCAAUAAUUCUGACGAGAAAUGCAAACAAACACCGUUUCCAGGUACUGACCUUAAUGCUGACAAAAGAAUAUAUUCCUUAUUGGAAUGUAUAACUGUUUUUGGCCAUAUAGCAUAGAGAAUGUCUAUGAAUGCUAAAAAUAUGAGUAUUGUGGAUAAUCAGAAGAAAGAAGCUCUAAUUCAGAUCAAAGGAAGCAAGACAUAUUGUGUGAGAAUUCAAUCUGAUAAAUACGACUGUAUUAUUGUCAGUGCAUGUACUGUAGAGGAUGGAGCAAUAAUACUGUCAGACAGAGGCAACAACAAACUGAAACAUGUAGACAGUUCUACAUUUAAUAUUACAGAUUAUUGUGAUUUACCGGAUACACCAUGGCAGGUUUGCUCCAUCAAUAAACAACAAGCUGCUGUAUGUUUGCCAAACCAGCUUGAAGUUCAAUUAGUUUCAUUAAUAAACAGAAUGAAAUUAACAAGCAAGGUAAUAACCGACUUUAAAUGUUAUGGUCUAGCAUAUGCUGAUGGCAAUCUGUACAUUUCCGACAGUAAUACUUCAGUGUAUAUAUAUAGUGUAUCUGGAAGAAAGAUGAAGAAGUUUAGUAAGGACCAAUCAGGACAGACGCUGUGCUAUGGCAUCAGCAGUCUAGCUGUGAGUGAUGACGUAUCAAGGAUUUAUGUUGCUGACUGCCUUAUCGGACUAAUUGUACUGGACUUCAAUGGAAAAGUUGUUGGAAGAUUCAAUGGUUCGCAUUUACAAGGUGCCUAUGAUAGUUAUCUUACAGGCAAAGGAAGUCUACUAGUGAGUGGAUUCUUCUCCAACAAUGUGCUCCAGUUUGGAUUAAAUGGUGAACUGAUAGGCGAGGUUGUUAGUUUUGAUCCUACAUACACGAAAGUCUAUCACUGGGUAAUUUGUUGUAAUAGUCAAAUGACAAAGAUGCUAAUCGGCCAUAAUGAAAAAGAUGAAAUUGAAGUGUAUGACUUAACAUAGAACAUCAUCAAAAUGUGGACACAGGAAGAAAUAUUACAUUAAAGCUACUUGCCCACAGACGGGUGAAAUUUUUCAACAUGUUCAUUUUCCACAAAGUUAUAUAUAUGAGUUUGGUAUAGAGUGUAUAUCUGACACUGAAAACCGGUAAAGUGAAAAUAAGUAAAAGAUAUUUGCAAGAAUGCUAGAAGAAUGUUGAUUUUCUCUAUCAGUUCAAGGGUGUUGCAAUAAUUUACUCCCUUCUGCAAAAUAUAUUUGGUUAUAAAUUGUUUACCAUACCUUGCAAACGUAUGUUAAUAAUUUUGUAACACUGGUCAUUGUCAGAGUACCUGCAUUGUAUGUAUUUUUGACAGAAAAACAUUUUCGCUCUGUGACUAUCAAGGAUCCAGAUUAGUGCACAUCCACACUGUUAUCAAUUUCAGUAAUUGUAGGCCAACAGUAUGGAUAUUGAUCAGACUGCACAUAUUCUCAAGCUGAUCUGGAUCGAUACUUAUUGCAAAGUUCUACCACCGAUUUUCGCACAGCGGCAAUCAUAUUUAUAUUCAAAGUGAUCCUCAUCUUAGUUAAGGUAUUCUUCAACUAUAAACUUUAGAAUUCAUUUCUCUCAAAACGUCUAUUUACUCUUAAUCCACCUAAUCUAUAUCUGAGUUUUUUUCAUGAAUUGUGAGUUUAUUUUGCAGGAUCCUAAUAAAAGCAACAUUCGCUCUAAAGGUCUCCAAGGGUGGUGAUAAAAUCUUUGUACAUUUUAAAAAUAUCUCAAGGAAUGUCAAUUUUAUGGCAAAAAUGUUUUUCCUUUCGUAAAAAUAAGUUGUUUAGAAAUGUUGCUUGUAUGCUAAGAUAUCCUGAAAAUUUGACAAUCCAUCAACAAAUAAAGCCAAAAUUUAAUUUUGUUUUUAUAUUUUAUUUUUGGAGGGGGUGGAGGGAGGAUCCAAAAUGGCAAAAAUUGUGGUAUUCUAAUCCAAUCAAAAUCUUAUAAAGAUAUUUUUAAAAUUUUCUAAUUCGCAUCUCGGAUAUCUUUAGAAUGAUAUUGUCUUAUAUUUCAAGAGAAAUUACAGACAAGAUGGAUCGCACAUCAAGUGGAUCAAAGAUUAAGUUACCAUGUUAUGGAUGUGCAUACAGCUUUCUGUGUACUGAAGUCUCAUUUAUUACAAGGCCUUACUAAAACUUAUAAAGUAAAAUAAAAUACA
Molecule: messenger RNA, 2851 nt
Organism: Mercenaria mercenaria
Lineage: Eukaryota; Metazoa; Mollusca; Bivalvia; Venerida; Veneridae
Exons: 2
Coding region: 810-1667 (285 amino acids)
Source: RefSeq, a predicted model, not a curated record